GCUGAGCAGGAGAAAGAGAAAAUCAUAACAGUGACUCGGAAGACGACCCGGAGGGGCACAGACUGUGACCUCCUCUGUCCCGUCCAGCAGCCGCGCGCUCACGGCGGACUGAGACGUCCCGCCCUGGAGAGAAGACAGAGGACCGCCGGGAGGAGGAAGAACACGCUCUUUUACGCACGGUGCGCUUCGCUCCUGGAGCUGGCCGGCGAUGGGAGCCGUCCUGGGCGCCCUGUCGUUCGCGAGUUGGGUACCAUGCCUGUGCAGCAGCGCGACAUGUCUGAUGUGCAGCUGCUGUCCGAGCAGCAGGAACUCCACCGUUACCAGAAUCAUCUACGCCUUCGUCUUGCUGCUGGGGACCAUCGUCUCGUGCGUCAUGCUGUCACCAGGCGUGGACGAGCAGCUCAGAAGGAUCCCAGGCUUUUGUAAAGAAGGGGCAGGUUCCUCUGUCCCGGGCCUACAGGCUGAUAUCAACUGUGAAUUGUUUGUGGGCUACAAGGCCGUGUACCGCGUCUGCUUUGGCAUGAGUAUAUGGUUCCUGGGAUUUUCCUUUCUUAUGGCCAAUAUCAAGAACAGCAGAGACCCCCGUGCUGCCAUCCAUAAUGGAUUUUGGUUCUUUAAGUUUGUGGCCUUGGUAGCAGUUACAGUGGGUGCCUUUUACAUUCCGGAUGGGCCUUUUACCUACACGUGGUUUGUGGUGGGUUCCGGUGGAGCUUUCUUUUUCAUUCUGAUCCAGCUGGUGCUCCUGGUGGACUUUGCCCACUCCUGGAACGAGUCCUGGAUAGACAAGUUGGAAAGUGGCAACUCCAGGACCUGGUAUGGAGCUUUGCUGGUGGUGACAGUACUCAACUACAUCCUGUCAUUUACUGCCGUCGUACUGUUCUUCGUCUUCUACACCAAGCCCAAUGGAUGCUUCGUCAACAAGUUCUUCAUCAGCUUCAACAUGUUGUUCUGCAUUGUGGCCUCGGUUAUUUCUGUGCUGCCCAAAGUACAGGAAUCUCAGCCACGUUCAGGUCUUCUACAGUCUUCCAUCAUCACCCUGUAUACCAUGUUUCUGACCUGGUCUGCUAUGACCAAUGAGCCUGAUCGAGCAUGUAACCCCAGCCUGCUGAGCAUCUUCCAUCAGAUCACGGCUCCCACGCUGGCCCCUCUGGAGAUGGACAACCAGACAGCCGUGGUGAUCAUCGGCACAGAGGAGCCUGUCCUUACGUCUCCAUACCUGCAGUGGUGGGAUGCCCAGAGCAUCGUGGGGCUUGUCAUAUUUGUCCUGUGCAUCCUAUAUUCCAGCAUUCGUUCAUCCAGCACCAGUCAGGUGAACAAGCUGACCAUGGCCUCCAAAGACUCAGCCAUCCUGGCCGAGGGCGGCAGCAGCUCGGACCUAUCGGAGGAGUCUACCGGACCCAGGCGGGUGGAGGACAAUGAGCGGGACAUGGUUCAGUACAGCUACUCCUUCUUCCACUUUAUGCUCUUCCUGGCGUCGCUGUACAUCAUGAUGACCCUCACCAACUGGUAUAGCCCUGAAGCAGACUAUACCGUGACCAGCAAGUGGCCAGCAGUGUGGGUGAAGAUCAGCUCCAGCUGGGUGUGUCUGGCCCUGUACAUCUGGACCCUGCUGGCCCCCAUGAUCCUCACCAACCGAGACUUCAGCUGAUCGGGAACACCGGCGACUGCACUUCAUCCUCCGCAAACCUGUUCUCAAACUCCAGCCGCGUUGCCUAAAUAUUAUUGUCAGAAUGUUUUUUACACUUUAAGCUGGAGGUGCCAUAACAGCUGUUUCAGGUAAAGGUAAAUACUGUAUGGAUUUUAUAUCAGUCAGUAGCAGCUGCUCAUUAAUUAGACAUACGUGACAAUCAUAUAUUUUGUAUUGAGGCACUUUUUUUUUCAUUUCCAAUUAAAUUUUUUGUGUUUUAAUUUCUGCUGUAACAACAACAACAUAAGAAAUCAGUCCGAAUUCAAAUCAAAUGUGAUCUUUCCUUUCCUUUCCAAACACUGCUUAAAGUCUUUUAGUCUUAUAGCUGUCCUCGUUGCAAUGUUAGUACUGAGGGUUGGUUACAAUAUCCCAGUGGUGGAAGUGCAAAGUCACAAUCUGGCCCUCUUGUAAUGAGGAUUACUUUUUUGUGGAUCAAAGUUGCCCAUCCCUGCCUUAUAUGAAUGUGAAAGGUUUGAAAUUCUAAUAUGUUGAGAGCAAUGUUAACUACAUUAGUGUAGUCAACCAAUGCUGACAGACUUGACACAUUUCUGCAAAAUGACUUAAAGUCAGUUUAAAUUUCUGCCAAGUAUUUAGGAUUAAGAUAUUAAAUGUAAAUGUGACAGAAAUGCACUGAACACAGAUACAAUAAAAUAGUUGUAUGAAUAGUAUAGAAAAGCUUUUAAUUUUUACUUAAUUGAAAAUUGUUAUCUUUUCUAAAUGAGAAAAAAUAUGUUUGGCAAAUGGUUAUAUAUAUAUUUAUGAAUCCCACCACAGUUUUAUUAAAUAGCAACACUGCCCAAAUGCCUUGUGAUUCACAUUAGUUGCUAUCUGACAAGCAGGAUGUGAGUUUUCCGUAGUGCUUCUGUUUAAUUUUUUCAAGACUGGUUUGGUUUUACAUUUAGUCAUUUACAUUUGAUCUGAUUAUUUGGAAUAAUACAUCAAACCAAACCAUUUACAGAACAAACAUUACAAUAAACAAAACAAAUGCUUUGUCUGGUAA
Messenger RNA from Scophthalmus maximus (turbot), 2687 nucleotides. RefSeq names its product serine incorporator 1 (gene serinc3). The transcript is spliced from 10 exons. The coding region runs from base 209 to 1648 and encodes 479 amino acids. Gene Ontology annotation, cellular component: membrane. Lineage: Eukaryota; Metazoa; Chordata; Actinopteri; Pleuronectiformes; Scophthalmidae. The record is from RefSeq and is a predicted model, not a curated record.